Messenger RNA from Penicillium arizonense, 567 nucleotides. Its product is annotated as putative RAS small monomeric GTPase. Gene Ontology annotation, molecular function: GTP binding; GDP binding; GTPase activity. Lineage: Eukaryota; Fungi; Ascomycota; Eurotiomycetes; Eurotiales; Aspergillaceae. Gene Ontology annotation, cellular component: plasma membrane. The record is from RefSeq and is a predicted model, not a curated record. Gene Ontology annotation, biological process: signal transduction. The transcript is spliced from 3 exons. Bases 1 to 567 code for a protein of 188 amino acids.
AUGGACAAGAUCUCAAUCACCAUCUGUGGAGAUGGCGGAUGCGAGGACUCGUACUCCGUUACCCGCAAUGUCGAUGGUCUCCCCUACUUCCUCUCUAUCACUGAUACAGCGGGCCAGGAGGAAUACCGCGGCCUAUGGACGGCCUCUACGCUGAAAUCCGAUGCCUUCCUCCUGGUCUACGAUAUCACCAAUCCCUCAAGUCUCGAAACGCUGGACCAUUUCAUGGACAUGAUCAAUAUGGAGGCGGAGCAGCGCGUGGAGGACAACGAGCGAUUGCGCAAAGAACUCGGGCCCCAGGCUGCAGGGACACAAAUCGGCAUGCCACCGCCGGUCAAGAUUCUCGCCGGCAACAAAUGCGAUCUGAAAGAUGAUCGCGCGGUGACCUCACGCGACGGGCUCGAGUAUGCGCGCAAACACGGAUGCGGAUUCAUGGAGACCAGCGCGCGCGAAAUGACCUGGUCCGUCGCGUUGUCGAAGCCCGUCGAGUUCAUUGCCAACAAGAUACACCACGUCCUCCCCAAUGUGCAGAACCGGUGCACACGACAGCCUUACCGCCGACCAGUGUAG